AUGUCUUGGCUCGGUGUUCAACCCCUCAAGAAGUUCAACGCUCCCUUCUUGAAGCCUUACUGGCCUUUCUUCGCCGCCGGUGUUGUCAUUGCCUACGGCGUCAACUCCGCCCAGAACGCCAUGAUGAACUCCGCCGAGUUCAAGAACGACCCCCGCAACCCCAACGCCAAAACUGGUGGCCACUAA
Fusarium poae is the source of this 186-nucleotide messenger RNA. RefSeq lists its product as uncharacterized. Gene Ontology annotation, biological process: proton motive force-driven ATP synthesis. Gene Ontology annotation, molecular function: proton transmembrane transporter activity. The transcript is spliced from 4 exons. Lineage: Eukaryota; Fungi; Ascomycota; Sordariomycetes; Hypocreales; Nectriaceae. Bases 1 to 186 code for a protein of 61 amino acids. The record is from RefSeq and is a predicted model, not a curated record.